Molecule: messenger RNA, 1755 nt
Organism: Aspergillus welwitschiae
Lineage: Eukaryota; Fungi; Ascomycota; Eurotiomycetes; Eurotiales; Aspergillaceae
Product: putative glutamine rich protein
Exons: 2
Coding region: 1-1755 (584 amino acids)
Source: RefSeq, a predicted model, not a curated record
AUGUCGGGCACCACAUCCGGUCAACAAUUACAGACCCAGGCCUCAGGCACUGUAGAGAGGGACCAAGAACAACUUUCAGAUGCCGGUGCCGCCGAUCCGGAACACCACAUGACCAGGGAUGAUCUUACUGACGACCAAAAGCGCGACAUUCUGAACAAGGUUCUGCGGUCCACCAAUAGUCAGCUAUUUCCAUUUAUCGCAGAGCUAGAAGCAGAUAUCAUCCCGAAGGAUUUCGGACUGUCCAUGAGAGAUUUGGAGAUUGUAUUGCAUCCCGACAGAUGGACAAGGCAUGGGAGGGCGAAGGACGCUACGACAGCAGUUCAGAAGAUUAAACAUAUGAUUCAUUUAGGUGUGGAGAGAUUCGGUACUCGUAAUGGUGACUCAGCUAUGUGGAUAUAUUACCAUAAGGAUCCUGGCGACACAAACACUGGUGACCCGGAACCUGAUGUACCGCCGGCCCCUCCCAUUCGUCUGGCUUAUCCUGCAAAUCAGCCUGGCAAUCAAUCAGGCCCUCAACAGGAAAGCAACCCAGCACCGGUAUUGCAGACUCAAUAUAGCGUGCAAAAUGGCGCACGUGGGUUCAAUCCGGCCGAACUAGCCAGGCAACAUGCUGCUGGUUCCCGUCGGGUCCUCUCCUUUCGACCAAGGACAGUACAGCGUCAAGUGAAGCCUGGAUAUACAGCAUCUGGUGAAGAGAUUUGUUGCAUCCAGCCCCUGGGACCCAGCCGGGCAAAUUUUGUCGUCCGGGAUUCUGACGAAAGUUAUCGUCUUGUUGACAGCUCAACUGCUGGCGGUAUACCAACCAUAGAAGCUGCUAAGGCGGCAGGUAAGCCGCUUACUGUGUCAGAUCAGAACACGAUCAUGUUCUACCAGCAACGGGUCAGAAGUGGAGGCGAGUAUGGCCUUUUCUUUGUAGCGCCCGGUGUCUGGGAUACGGAGAAAAGUCGACUUCCACUCAUGGUUGUUGGUUUCUAUCAUGUUUCACCUCAAACCCCGAGAGUGGAAGCGGCUGUAUCCAGAUCUAACCUAGGCAAGAUAUUGUCCUCGCGUCAAGCAGAUCACAUGAUCGUACAAGGUAUGGGUGGUGAUUCCCAUUGGUCCCUCCGUGACGCCUUGGCAUAUCAGUUAUCGAUGGAGGCUCCACUCGGCCCAACCCACAUUAACUUUCCAUCUCAACGACCUAUGGCAGUAUUGCCCAACCAAUCAGGUCCUCCAGAUUGGCAAACCCCGUAUUAUGGUGGGAAUUGGAAUUCACAGCGCAUGCCUCUCGCGUGGAAUGAGCAGGCGCCUAUGUGGUUUCAGAAGCCACAGCAGCCUAGUCAACAAUUCCCCACCCAAGAGUUCCAAAGCAUCCCAUACCAGCAACCUGCGGCAGUUUAUCCUCAGUACACGACAGAGCCUGUAAACCGGCAAGCCUCCAAUUAUAUGGCACCUGCAUAUCAGCAGCAGCCACCAAUGAUGCCAUAUAAUCCUUCGCAUAUGCCCCCCCAGUUUCAGGCGUCGAGUCCUCAGCAGGCAAGACCGCAGGGGCCAGCAGGCAUAGUACAGCCAACCCAGCAGGACCCCAAUUAUAUGGCACCCGCGUAUCAGCAGCAGCCACACAUGAUGCCACAUAAUCCUUUGCAUAUGGCCCCCCAGUCGCAGGCGCCGAAUCCCCAGCAGGCAAUAUCGCAGAAUCCACCAAGCAUAGAACAGCAAACUCAGCAGCCGCUGCAGGUAUCCGUGGAGGGGCAAGGAGACAGCAACCAGCAGUAA